GGGCCGCCGAGGAGGCCGGAAGUAGCUGUCCUUGACCCCUUUCCUCCCCCCACAGCGCCUUUGUACAGUGAGGAGAUGGCAGUGAUGGGGAUUGCUUGCCAGAACGCUCCGGCCCCGGCCGUUGGACACCCAAAGGAGCCGGCCGUGGCCAAGGGGCCUCAGGAGACGGCAGUCAAGAAGAAGAGCAGCGUUUGCACAGUCGACAGUUUGGAGGAGAAGGUGCUCCCGGGGCCAUGGAAGAUUCUGAGUGAAGUGAUUGCCAAAGGAACAGCCAAGGAAGACAGCGGGGAAGGCAGCUUGGCCUCAGUCUCUAUCAUCGCCCAGGCAGAAUGUGAGAACAGCCAAGAGUUCAGCCCCACUUUUUCCGGGAGGCCUUUUAUUGCUUGUAAACGAUACAGCCGGUCCUGCAGUCUCGAUCAGAUCCCUAACCAUGUGGCCCGUGCAACCGAGGGGAAAAUGGCUCCAGCCUAUCGGAGGGCUCUGCAUCGCGGCAAGGCACGGAAGAAUCGGAAGAAGAAGAAGAAGGCUCGCCUUACGACACCCUCUGCCCCAACCCAGAAGCCGAGAACCCCAGAGCAGGAGAGCUGCGUGCCCGUCCCAGUGCAGGAGGAUGACUCCCAGCUGGGCACCUUCUUCAGCAGCAGUUCCUGGCAUUCGGAAUCACGCAAGGAUUUGGCCUGCGAUCUUGACCCUUCUGAGAAACCUGUCUGCGUCCUCCCUCCUGGGAAGCAGCACUCGCCGAAGGACCACUGCAAAUUAGAACUGUACAAGCUGAUCAGCCCCGCUCAGUGCCUGGACCAUGUCUGGAAGUGCCAUGCUCAGGACAACUUAGCCCAUCUGCCAGACACCCUGGGCCCUUCUUUCCGUGAGCGUGGUGACUGGCUUCCUGCCUUGAGACUUGGCCCUCUGGAGACGUAUCUCUUGGAUGACCUUUCCCGUGCCAACGCCGAGCGCCACCUGUCAGGCCUGAGCUUGGAGCAGAGCUUCUCCAAAUGCAGCCAUCAGUUCUCCAAAGUGACCUCAGACCAGCUCUCUGUAGAGGAAUUCCUGGUGGAUGCAUUGAAGGGAAGUGUCGUCCUCGGAGAGCCAAGCAACUUGGCUGGCUUGGCCAAGACGUGGAAGGGAGGUGGAUCGGAUUCCAAGGAGACAGAUGAGAAUGAAGGUGUGCUGCUGACAGAGAAACUCAAAGCUGUGGACUAUGAGUACCGCGAAGAGGUUCACUGGUCCAAGCGCCACGGUCUGCUCGGCACAGGGUCCUUUGGGGAAGUGUACAAAGUAGAGGACAAGCAGACGGGCUUUCAGUGCGCGGCCAAAAAGGUGCGAGUUGAAGACUUUCGUGCAGAGGAGUUGACGACAUGCGCCAAAGUCACCCAUGACAACAUCCUCCCCGUGUAUGGAGCAGUGAAGGAAGGCUCGUGGGUGACGAUUUUCACAGAACUAAUGGAAGGUGGGUCGCUCAGCCAUCUGCUGAAGCAGCACAGUUCCUUGCCAGAGGACAGAGCCCUGGAUUACCUGGCUCAGGUGCUGGAAGGCUUGGCGUACCUUCACUCCCGCAACGUUCUCCAUGGUGACGUGAAAGCCGACAACGUCCUCUUAUCCAGCGACAGAAGCCACGCUGUUCUCUGUGAUUUUGGCCACGCGGCUCACCUUCAGCCAGACUGCACUGGGAAGUAUGUGGUGACCGGGGAUUGCGUUCUAGGCACAGAGACCCACCUGGCCCCGGAGGUGGUGAUGGGAAAGCGCUGCAACUCCAAGGUGGAUGUCUGGAGCAGCUGCUGCAUGUUGCUCCACCUGCUGAACGGCUGUCACCCCUGGACUCGGUACUUCAAUCACCCCCUGUGCCUCAAGAUAGCGAAAGAGCCUCCCCCUCUGCAGGAAAUCCCCCCCUCCUGCCACCCCUGCACUGCGGAGGUGGUCCGGGCCGGCCUCCAGAAGGAGCCCCAGAAGCGGGCCGGGGCUGCGGAGCUGAGAGCGAAAGCUUGUGCGGCUUUGGAGAAGGUGGGAGGCCUGAAGAGCUCUUGGAGAAAAGAAUACCGAGAGCCCAGGCCCCUCCAGUGGGCACAAGACUGCACUCUUCCAGACCCCCCACAAACAGCCGGGCGAACGCCUGAGACCCCUGCGAGCCCCGGGCCCUUUGCCCGAAGUCCCAGCCCACCGCUCGAUCCUCGGGAGCCGGCAGAGAAGACCCCGUUCACCUCUCUGAGCCCACGCAAGGAAUGGCUGCAGCCGUGGGAUUCUGCCCCACUCGGCAUCAAGCGAGGCAGCUGGGGAGAGUGGAGAACCGCCACGUUGGAACAGGAAUUCCAGCAGCUGGAACUCGAGCUGGUUCUGAGCAGCCUGGCACAGCCCUUCUCACUGGAGGAGCAGGAGCAGAUCUUCUCGUGCCUCAGCGUGGACAGGCCCCUCCUGUCGGAUGCCAGCGACAAGGGCUCGAUGAAAGCGCGCUCUCUCAGCCUGAAGGACACUAUGAGUUCUGGCGUGCAUUCGUGGGGCAGCCAGCCAAACGGGCAGAGCUACAGCUGGAGCAGUUGGCUGCAUCGCAGCAGGCCGACGGAGACGCCCCCUUCCUUGGACGGGGUGAAAAUCGAGAUCCACUUGCUCAGUGGGGAGUCUCUCCAUAUCCGUGAAUGCCGUGGAGCCAAGGUGGGGCAGGUUGCCACUGGAAUCAGCAGCCAGAUCCCAGCUUCGACCUUCAGCUUCUUCACCAAGGAAGGGCAGCCGGUCCACUGCGACAUGGAGGUCCCGGAUUCAGGCAUUGAGCUUCAGUGCAUCCUCGCGCCCGACUGCAGCUCCGACUGGAAAUGGAGAGUCAGGCGAGGGCAGCUGGAGACCAGGCCCUAGGGGGUUCUGCCUUCUUUCCCUUGCUUUGUGA
Messenger RNA from Heteronotia binoei (common prickly gecko), 2872 nucleotides. Its product is annotated as mitogen-activated protein kinase kinase kinase 14-like. Bases 76 to 2841 code for a protein of 921 amino acids. The transcript is spliced from 16 exons. Gene Ontology annotation, molecular function: protein kinase activity; ATP binding. NCBI's taxonomy places the organism in Eukaryota, Metazoa, Chordata, Lepidosauria, Squamata, Gekkonidae. The record is from RefSeq and is a predicted model, not a curated record. Gene Ontology annotation, biological process: positive regulation of canonical NF-kappaB signal transduction; protein phosphorylation.